This is a messenger RNA of Phacochoerus africanus (Common warthog), 1832 nucleotides long. RefSeq names its product adenosine deaminase domain containing 2 (gene ADAD2). Gene Ontology annotation, biological process: adenosine to inosine editing; RNA processing. The record is from RefSeq and is a predicted model, not a curated record. Gene Ontology annotation, molecular function: tRNA-specific adenosine deaminase activity; double-stranded RNA binding; double-stranded RNA adenosine deaminase activity. Gene Ontology annotation, cellular component: cytoplasm; nucleolus. The transcript has 11 exons. NCBI's taxonomy places the organism in Eukaryota, Metazoa, Chordata, Mammalia, Artiodactyla, Suidae. The coding region runs from base 38 to 1810 and encodes 590 amino acids.
ACGUGCCCCCUGUCCCCUCGGGUCUUCGUUUCCCACUAUGACUUCCCAGGCCAGUGCAGCCCCAGGCGCUGACGACGGUGGCCGCAGGAAGCCCCGCCUGGCGGCGUCUUUGAAGAUCAACCCGGGACCCAGUCCCUGGAGGCCCUCGGCCAGCCUGGGUCAAGACCCCUGGGAGGCCGGGCCCGCCCGCAACACAGAGGACGAUGAGCAAGGCCCAGGCGGGCAGCUCCAGGCCUCGGCGGCAGCGGGGGAUGGUGGGCCUGGGGUUGGGGCCAGAGUUGGGGAACUGGGGGAAGGCCGGGCACAGGAAGACUCGGGCGGACGGAUGGGGAGGUUCCCGAGGGUCUCUGUCCCGUCCCCCAGACGGCUGGACCUGCAGCUCAAAAACCCGCCGCCCAGCCAGGCCGUGACCCUGCUUACUGAGUACGCGGCGAGUCUGGGCGUCUCUCUGGUCUUUCGAGAGGACCAAACAGCAGACCCCUGCCUCCCCUUCUCUGUGCGCGUGGAGCUGGAUGGGGUGGUCUGCCCUGCGGGCACUGCCAAUAGUAAGCUGGAGGCCAAGCAGCAGGCGGCGCUCUCUGCCCUCCAGUACAUCCAGCAGCGGCUAGAGAACCCAGAGCCCACGACGACCCCUGGCCAGCCUCCCCUCACCCCUCUCAGCGUAGAGAACAUCCUGACUCAUGAGCAGCGCUGCGCGGCCGUGGUCAGCGCCGGCUUUGACCGCCUGGUGGACGCCAGCUCGCCGUACCGAGCCUGCAAGGGGACCGUGGCUGCCGUCAUCCUGGAGCGAGAGGUCCCCGCUGCCAGGGGCCACGUCAAGGAGAUCUACCAGCUGGUGGCGCUGGGCACUGGUGACAGCAGCUGUGCGGGGCGCCUGGACUUCUCGGGCCGGCAGCUCCAUGACUGCCAUGGGCUCGUGGUGGCCCGCCGGGCACUGCUGAGGUUCCUGUUCCGGCAGCUCCUGCUGGCCACGCAGGGGGGCCCCAAGGGCCAGGAGCGGUCGGUGCUGGCCCCCCAGCCGGGGCCCGGGCCCCCCUUCGCCCUCAAGCCCCGGAUCUUCCUGCACCUGUUUGUCAGCAGCACCCCUGAGGGAGCCGCCCACGACAUCUACCUCCCGCUGUCCUCGGAGGGCAGCCUCCGCCACAGCCCCCCGGCCCGCCUGCAGGCCCAUGUCCGGGGGGAGCUGAAGCCUGUGUGCUACGUGGCCCCUGCGCUCCGGGACACCCACGUGAGCUGCCUCUCGGCUAGUGACAAGCUGGCACGCUGGGUUGUGCUGGGGCUCGGUGGCGCCCUGCUGGCCCAUUUCCUGCCCCCGCUCUACGCCACCAGCCUGGUCCUGGCCGACCCCUGCCAUGACCCCCCGUCUGUGAGCAGGGCCAUCCACGGCCGGCCCAGCCUAGACAAGGUCUUGGGACCGUGUCUGCCUCCUCCCUACACCCGGACCACACUGCACCUGUUCACGGGGCCCUCGGUGGCUCCCUCUGACCCCAACUCCAACACCUGCCACGGCCUGAGCCUCAACUGGAGCCUGGGGGACCCUGAUGUCGAGGUGGUGGACGUGGCCACCGGGCGUGUGAAGGCUGAGGCUGCUCCCAGGCCUCCCUCCCGCCUCUGCAAGGCUGCCUUUCUCUGGGCUUUCCGCCAGGCUGCCCGGGCUCUCGGGAGGCCCCACCUCCUGACCUUGAAGACCUACGAGGCAGCCAAGGCCGGGCCCUACCAGGAGGCUCGCCGGCAGCUGUCUCUCCUCCUGGACCAGCAGGGCCUGGGGGCUUGGCCCUCGAAACCAUUGGUGGGCAAGUUCAGAAACUGAAACAGACUUCUGGGGGCCGAGG